Molecule: messenger RNA, 1902 nt
Organism: Dichotomopilus funicola
Lineage: Eukaryota; Fungi; Ascomycota; Sordariomycetes; Sordariales; Chaetomiaceae
Product: MBOAT, membrane-bound O-acyltransferase family-domain-containing protein
Exons: 5
Coding region: 1-1902 (633 amino acids)
Biological process (GO): GPI anchor biosynthetic process
Cellular component (GO): endoplasmic reticulum
Source: RefSeq, a predicted model, not a curated record
AUGGCCUCCCGUGAGGGCGGAAGUGGCCCGCUGGGGUUCCUCCGCAGCCUCUACGACCUCGACACACUAGACACACGCUUCACGACGCCCUCCUCCGUACCAUACCGGGCCGUGACCGCACACGAUAAGCGCGAGGACGAUGGGGGGGAUCGCGGGGCAACCAGCGGCAACAGCAAGCGUGCAGAGGCGCCGAAGUGGAAGACGCCGGAGUUUUAUUUGUAUUAUUUGGUGUUCAUUGUCGUGGUGCCGUAUAUGUUUUGGGUCGCGUACGAUGUGUCGAGGCCAACGGAUCCGAGGUACAAAAAGUUUGAGAACCGGCUCGUGAAGGGGUGGAUUCCGGGACGCAAGAUCGAUGUCUCAGACUCGCAAUACUACACCUUCCGCAUCAACCUACCCUAUAUGGCCCUCUUGUUGAUCUUCCACCCGCUGUUGCGCCGCGUCUGGAACGCCGUGUACCCCAUCCCUCAAGCGCUCAAGAACUCGCGGGCGACCGCCCCUGAGGCGGCCGAAGCAAGGCUGCGUCAACGCGCAUCAUACGACUCAGUCUUUGCUGUCUUUUUCUUGGUCGUCCUGCACGGGUUCUCGGCCGUCAAGAUCUUGACCAUUCUGGCCAUCAACUACCGGCUGGUGACGACGGUGCCAAAACGGUACAUCCCAGUCGUGACCUGGACCUUUAAUAUUUGCAUCUUGUUUGCCAACGAGUUGAGCAACGGAUACAAGUUCCGUGAGAUGGCGCUGUACCUGACGGGGACUAAGGCGGAGACCCUGGGGACAUAUACUCCCGCUCUAGUUGCGCUAGGUCAGUGGAUGGACCGUCGUGGGGGUUUGAUUCGGCGCUGGGAGAUCCUGUUCAACAUCACCGUGCUUCGGCUGGUGAGCUACAACCUGGACUACUAUUGGAGUAUCGACCGGCGAAGCGCCAGUCCCGUCGAGAAGAAACAACUUGACCCUGCCAACCUCUCUGAACGUGACCGCAUCGCCACGCCCUCCCAGCCCCACGACUUCUCCUUUCGCAACUACCUCGCCUACGCCAUCUACGCCCCACUCUACCUCACGGGGCCCAUCAUCACCUUCAACGACUACAUCUCGCAGCAGCGCUACCAACCGCCCACCAUCUCCACCUCACGCACUAUCAAAUACGCCAUCCGCUUCGCCCUCGUCCUGCUCGCCAUGGAACUCGUCCUACACUACGACUACGUCGGCGCCAUCUCCAAGUCCCGCCCGGACUGGUCCUCCUACACCCCCGCGCAGCUCUCCCUCCUCUCCUACUUCAACCUCCACAUCAUCUGGCUCAAGCUCCUGCUCCCCUGGCGUUUCUUCCGCCUCUGGUCCCUCGCCGACGGCGUCGACCCGCCCGAGAACAUGCUCCGCUGCGUCAGCGACAACUACAGCACCCUCUCCUUCUGGCGCGGCUGGCACCGCAGUUACUACCGCUGGCUGCUGCGGUACAUCUACAUCCCCCUGGGCGGCUCCAGCUUCCGCACCGCGCGCGACGCCACCCGCACUGUGCUCACCUACCUCGUCGUGUUCACGUUUGUCGCGUUGUGGCAUGAUAUCAAGCUUAAUCUGCUGAUUUGGGGCUGGUUGAUCGUGGUGUUUUUCUUGCCGGAGAUUGCGGCGACGAGGUUGUUUCCGCGAAGGAAGUGGGAGGGGAGGCCGACGGCGUAUCGCAUGUUGUGCUGUGUGGGCGGGGUGGGGAACGUGUUGAUGAUGGUUUCGGCGAAUUUGGUCGGGUUUGCGGUUGGGUUGGAUGGGCUGGAGAGUAUUGUGCGGGGGAUCUUUAGGGAUUAUUCUGGUCUUGUAUUUCUCUUCACGGCAUGCUCGGCGCUGUUUGUAGGUAUCCAGGUGAUGUUUGAGAUACGGCAGACGGAGCUGAGACGGGGUAUCAAUUUGAAGUGCUGA